This is a messenger RNA of Calliphora vicina (urban bluebottle blowfly), 11476 nucleotides long. It is a transcript of the gene osp, whose product is annotated as outspread. The record is from RefSeq and is a predicted model, not a curated record. Gene Ontology annotation, molecular function: actin filament binding. Lineage: Eukaryota; Metazoa; Arthropoda; Insecta; Diptera; Calliphoridae. Bases 1498 to 10086 code for a protein of 2862 amino acids. Gene Ontology annotation, cellular component: actin cytoskeleton. The transcript has 12 exons.
CCAACAAAACUAACGUGUUGGGGACUUUGGAACAAACGACGACCACAACAGUUAAUCAGUAACGUGAAUGCAAUCGAAACGAGUUGUUGUGUCAACGAAUAAAAUUUUUUCAGAAAAAUAAAUAACGUGGGGUUUAUUUUCUAUAAAGAGAAAAAAAAAAUUAUAUAUAGAAAAAAACCAAUAUAAAAAAAAACAACAAAACAAACGGUGUGUGUAAAAGUGUUUUUGUAAAAAUAAUGAAAUAAAACAAAAUUGUUAAAAUAGAAAACCAAAAUAAAGCAAAACCUUAAAAAAAAAGAGAAAAAAUAACAACAAAAUAAUAAAAAAAGUAGCUGAAGAAGGUGUGAAAUUUAGUGAAAAAGUUAAUUAUUUUUUUAAUAACAACAAAAGAAGAUAAAUAAUAACAGUAAAAAUUAAAGAAAAAAAAUAAAGCCAGAAAUAAAUUUGAUUGUUUAACGACUCAGUUUAAAGUCAACCAAAACAAAACAAAAAAUAUUAAAAACUUACACUUAACAAAAACUAGGUGUAUGUAUGACGAUUUACUCAUAAAAACUGUCGGUGUUUACAGAAAUUUAACAACAAAAAAAAAGAAAAUAAAUAUAAAGAACAUACAGUUUUUUUGUAUUUAAAAAAUGAAAUCUUAACACACCUUUAUCUAUGGAAAAAAAAUAAAUAUUAAAAGCAAAAAUAUAUAAAAAAAUAUUACAAACAAAAAAAAACAAAACAUAAAAAUCUAAAAAACGCCGCUUAUAAUACUGCUAGUAUCUUUAAAGCAAUUAGUACAUUUAAAAAAAAAUAAAAUAACAAUAAAAAAUAGCUGUUUGUUUUAUUUAAGUUUUGCUUACACAUGUGUUUGCAACCAAAAAUAAAAAAAAAUGUGGCUUAUAGAGGACUGAUGUGUGUGGUUUUCAAACCAAACAACGCCAACUACGUCAACGCCGCCAUUGUGGUCAGCUCUAGUUGUAACAAUAACAAGAAAAAUGUAUAAAUUCUUGAGAUUUGCAAAAUCAGCAGAAACCAGCAAACAACAAGAACAAGCAGAAGCCGUAAAAUAACAGAAAAUACAAAAAAACAAAGCAAAACAAAAGUAAAAACAAAAACAACUAAAAAACAAAAACCAAAACAAUAAAAUCAACAUACAAAAACAGCAAACAUGUCUGUUAAUGUUAUAAAAAACACAUAAAAACAAUAAAUGUAAACAAAAUAUAAAAACAAGUUUGAAACAAAAUUUCAAAUAUUUAACAAAAAAUAUUUGAAAAAUUAAACUAAAACCUCCAAAAAAGAUACAAAUAAUUUGUUUGAGUGAGUCAGUGAGUGUGUGUCGCAUUUCUUUACGCUCUCCCCCAUCAAAAUCACCAAAAACAAAAAAAAACAAAAACAACUGCAUAAAGUUAUUUACUGUUGUUGUUGUCUAAGUUUGUUGUUUAAUUUUUUCUGCUGUUAUUUUCCUUAUCUUCUUCUGGUUGUUGUAAUUUUGCUGUGGGUCUUUCCUCCAACAUGUCGUCUACUGCUGCCGCAACAUCACCACCAACGACAACAACAUCUACUACAACACGCACUUCGGAUUGUCGUAAAUUUUCACCAAAUAUUUUCAACAAAAGCAAAUGCAGCCAUUGUUUUCGUCAACGUGAAGAACACAGUGCGGCUGCCUUGGAAUGCAAUAGGGCUUCUCGCAAAGUUUCAAAAUGCGGUUAUUUAUUCGUUGCACCAGAUUGGGACUUCAGCAAUCCUCUCUACAGAACCAAGAGAUGGCAAAGAAGAUGGUUCGUUUUAUAUGAUGAUGGUGAACUCACAUAUUCAGUCGAUGAGCAUCCCGAGACUGUACCCCAAGCCUGUAUUGAUAUGACCAAAGUUUUGGAGGUUGCCACCGCCGAAGAUGUAACCGGUCAUACAAAUUCGAUUGCCAUAACGGCACCAGAUCGUGUUACAUUCGUUAAAGGUACCUGUCCCGAAGAAUCGAAAUGGUGGCUGAAUAUAUUGGUGGCGUUUCCUAAAUCGAAGGGACGUCACAAGCGUAAUGCCACAUUUCCGGGUGCCCAAGCUACCACGAUUUUGCAAUCAACCAAUUCAGAUGCAGCUGCCGUUAGUGCAACAGCACGUAAUCGUCAUAAUUCCUAUCAUAAGGAUAUUUUAACGUCCACCCAAUCAACUGGUGUUUUAGCAUCAACUACCGUUUCAUCAACAACAUCAUCUUCUGCGACAGCCAACACAGCGGCCAUGGCGUCAAAACAAGAGAAAAAGUCAACGGCCAUGAAGAGCAGCAACAACAACAACAACAUCAACGGUAGUUCAAAAUUAUGGUCGCAUAAUGAUGUUGUCGUAACAACAAAAACGGCGACUAGUAAAAAUGCUGCAGGCAUUAAAAAUAAUCAUAAUGCCGGCAUACGAAAUGCUGCUGUCAAUAAUGACGUAGAUGAUGAUGAUGACGAAAACGAUGAAGAGGAUGACGAGGAAGAUGAUGGUGUGGAAACUGGUGAAGAUGACGAGGAGGAUGAGUGUGAUGAAGAGGAAGAAAGUGGUAACUCAACGGGUGAGGAAUGCAAUACCAAAAAGAAAAGUUCAAUGGCUGGAACAAGUGUUCAUGAUGAAAAUAAUCGCAAUGCUGUUAAUGAAAUUAAAACUAGAGUUUCACCACCCUGUCUGCUAAUCGAAGAUAUACGGCGAGAUGAAAAGACCAUUAAGGAUCUGGCCAAUACCAUUACCAAUCUAAGUCAACAACAAAAGAAUCGUUGGACAACAACGGCUGUUAACAAUGUGCUCAACACACAUUUGCAUCAGCACAGCAGCAACAACAACAACAAUAACAAAACGCAACAUCAACAAGAUGAUAAAAAUUCUAGAGAUGAAACCGAUUUCUAUAGGCCAAACACAAAACAUACAUCGUCGUCGUCGUCGUCGUCAGCAUUAGAAACACAAAGUCAUUUAAGACCAAAGUCAUUGCCAUUGGCCUCAAAUUCAACACCCGCCAUAGUAUCCGCCAUUGUUAAGAAAAUUCCACCAGUUAUGGUGUCAUCUUCCAACCAGGCGAAUGCCACAAAUAACAUUAACAGCAGAAGCAAAUCUAGUCCACGUUAUCAAAUGCAACAACAUCAACUACAAAGCAAUCAAAAUUUAAACCGACGCCAACAAAAACAACAAGCUCUCGAGCGUGGCGAUCCCGAUGGUGGUUGUAAUUUAGAUGAUCUCUCCUCUAACUAUUUGGCCAAAACAGUAGAAUUGCGUGUGAAUCCACCACCACCGACAGCAAAUAUUGCAACACCACCCACCACCAGCACAACCGCAACCAACAACACCAUUCCGGCCUCAGUUGUUGAAUCACUCAAUGCCAAAAAAGGUUGGCUAAUGAAGCAAGAUAAUCGUACUGGUGAUUGGACGAAGCAUUGGUUCACUUUAAGUGGUGCUGCUCUGUUCUAUUAUCGUGAUCCUGUUUCAGAGGAACGUGGUGUCUUGGAUGGUGUAUUGGAUGUUAAUAGUCUUACAAAUGUGGCCGAAGUGAAUGCGAAUAGAAAUUAUGCUUUCCAACUAACAACAUGGGAUAAGCGGCGCCUAAUACUGGCUAGUCUAUCGCCCAACUCACGUAAUAGUUGGAUAGCAAUUCUACGAAACGCUGCAGGUCUGCAACAAAAUCCUGCUGUAGUCAUACAAACCAGCAACAACAGCAGCAGCAAUAGCAGCACCGGCAACAAUAGCAAUAAUAAUAAUAAUAGCAGCCAAAGCAAUUGUAGCAUGAUGAAGCAUUCUUCUACCUUGGUGGGUACGAAUGAAAAUCAUAAUGUUAGCAAUAAAUCUAUGACUACAACAGAGCUUAUAAUCAAAGAUAAUACAAGUGAUGAUAUGAAAAGUGAAAUUGAAAAGGAUUUCAUAAAGGCACAAAGGAUCAACAACAACAACAGCAGCAGUAACAAGAGUGUGAAAAAAUUAACCACAGAAACUAGUCCCCAGGUGAUAAUCACCAAUGUCAGUAGUUCAACUUCACCCAAAUCUUCGUUAAUAAGUCCCCAGACUCCCAUAACACCAAAGACUGCCAUGCAUUUCUCUUCGGAUGAAGAGUAUCGUACGGCCUCUGAAGGUGGCCGUCGCGAUAGUAUAGGAGAUUGGGGUUCUCCUUUGUCACCCUCACCACCUGCACCCCUUAAUGUCAUGAGAGCCAAAGAUAGAAUGCGUCCACGUACCACCACACCCUGCCCCAGAAUGCACAAACGUUCAAGAUCAUCCCCACCCUCUUCGAGACGUAGCACGGUGGAUAGCGUGGGUUCCGAUGAACUGCCUAUUAUUCACACCGUCCACGAAGAAAUCAAUCUGAAUGUGGAUAAGGAACUGCAAUUUCGUUUGAGUGUAGUGGAAAAGGAACGCGAUAUGUUAAGAGAUGAAGCCAAAGAACGAGAAACCCGCAUGUCUGAACUACUCAAUACCCUAGAGCGUACUGAGCAAGAGCUUAACAGUCGCAUACAUGAAAUGGAAGAAGUCAGAGAGAGUCUUAGCACACAACUAGAAGAUGCCAAGAGAAAUGCCUCUGAAAUCAUAGAGAGACUAACGGAUGAACUGGAGGAAGGCCAAAGAAAAAUAAAAGAUUUAGAAGAUCGCCUGGCGCGUGGCAUUGAAGAGAAUGAAAAUCUCUAUAAACGUUUAAGGGAAAUGGAAAGCUACAGUCCAGCCAGUUUUAUAAAUCUUCAGAAAAGUAAAAUGAAACGCAUGGAUUCUCUAAGCGAUCUAACUCAAAUCAAUGACAUUGAUCCCUAUGGAUUAGAGCGUGAUUCCUUGGCUGAGGAAUAUAGUGAGCUAAAGGGUCGUUUUGAAAAGGCUGUCAAUGAAAUAAGAGCCAUGAAGCGGGAACUGAAGGAGUCACAAAAUCAAUAUGAUUCUUUGGAAAUUUCCUACGCUUCCCUGAAACAAGAUCUGGAACGCAAGGAGAUACAAGAUCAAUCUCAAUCACAAAUGAUGGCUGCCAGAAUACAGGAUCUUACCCUCAAAUAUAGUUCGUCAGAGAGGCAAGUUAGAACUUUGAAACAGAAAUUAGCAAAGUCCGAACGUAGAAGAUCCUUAUCACUUAAAGGCAAAGAACAGUUAACCGUAUCCAAAGAACUGGAAGUCAAACUGGGAGAAUUGGAAAAUAAAAUAGAUGAGCUGGAGAAAACUCAUCACUUGGAUAUAAAGCAGCCAAUUAUGGAAAAUCCACAAGCACCUAGAAGCUCCAUUAAAAAAUCCUCCAGAAGACGAUCAUUGGAUGCAAGUCUCUCGGCUGUGGGAUGCUCUGACUCCCUGCAGUUUUUGGUAAGAGUUAAUGAUUUGGAGAAACGUUGUGAUGGAGUAACUAGCUCUAGAAGUUCUUCAUGUACACCCACACCAAAUUCGGCUACACCAAAUUUAGAUUCUCCUUCAAGGGCUUCACCUGCUGGCAAUAUGAGACUAUCAGAGCAUUUAAUUGAACGUUUAAGAUGCCUGGAAAGUGUUUUGGUUACCAGCAAAGAUCGGUUAGAGCAAAGUCUAAGUCAAUUACAAAAUUUAAGAUCUUCCCGCACUAGACGUUCCGUAUCACCCAUAACUGAACGCAAGGAUUCGUAUCGUUUUGUGGAGCGUUGUCUGCACGAAGUGGUCAAGUUAAUAAGAGAAUCCACUGAGACCUGUGUUUUGCAAAGCACCCAUCAUGAACUACCACAACCCAGUGUCUAUAUGUUACCCGAUUCUAGUCCUGUUAAGAAAGCUUUAACCCAAUUAGAAUCUCAGCUGAGGUGUAAAUUGGCAGAACUGCUAAAGCAAAGACGUAUGCUGAGAGAACGUAAUGAGUUGACCAAACGUAAAGAUCUGGAGCUAUUAGCCGAAAGAAUAGCAUUUGAAAGUGUAUGCUUUGGAAAGCUAAGAGACUCUGUAGAGAGAGCUGAAAAUCCUGAACUAUUUUGCGAACGGCAAACUAGGGCUGAAGUGGCGGAAACUUCACAUCUUAUGUCUAUGCUGAAGGCUAAGCUGCAAGGAAAAUGCACAGUGAAAACUAGCGGAAGUCUAGAUAUAUUGGCAGGAGUUUUGGCGCGUCGUCUCUUACUGUCUUCUUAUCAAAAGAGCCAUGGUACUCAAGCUCAACAAGAUGUCAAAAUUGCUAUGGAACCAGUAGACCAAAAUAUGUUAGAUGAUCUUUUGCGUCAGCAGAAUGAAAUCAAUGUUAUUGCCAAACGCUAUAAAAACAAUGCCAUGGAAAACUUGGCCACCAGCUUGGCGGCUGAAACUUUAAGCUACAUGUCUACCAAUGACUUAGUGCAGGGUGCUGUUCAGGAAGCUUGGCGUCAAGCUCAAGAAACCGUUAAUGCUGAAUUAGUGCAAUCUGAAAUUGCUCAUAUUAUGAUGCGCAACGCCGAAAGACUAGAAUCAUCUAUUGCUCCAUCCUUUGGAUACACUCUUACUUCCGAGGAGCGUUUGUCUUUCGAGAAAUUCGCUGAUGCGGUACACGAUGCCUUAAGAAGAGAAAUGGAAUUGGCUGUCACACAACUGACACAGUGCUAUGAGGAGACUAUGCAGCACAUGAAACGCGGUCAAUGGCGCAUGCAUUUGCAGCACGAACAUAAGGCAUCUGAGGGACGACAAUUGCUAUCAGAGUUUGCCGAUAUCAUAGCUCACAAAGCCUUGGUAGAUGCGCGCAUUGAUGUUUUGAGAGGAGAUUAUGCCUCACAUCCUGCCUCGAAGAUGGAUGAAGAGAAGGAGGUAAAACGAUUGGGUAUUACGGCAUUACAGAAAUAUGAAAAUCUGUUUGAGGAACUUUCAAAUGAUCUGCAAAUUAAUAAUUCAGAUGAUAUACUCCUGGAAGCAGAUUUUGAAUUUAUGUAUAAGCAACAUGCGGUUGAUUUUCUUAGCGAUCGCCAGGUGUUGUGUGACAUUUCGACCUUCCUCAGUCAAUUGGAAGACUCUCUAAUCGCAUUGCAAUGUGAGGCCACCACAUCAUCCAAUGAACACAUACCACGUACCGAAAUAUCCAUUGAAAGUCUACAAGAUGUUUGUCACAAAUGCUGUGAAUUACGCAAACGAGCCGAUCAACUUCUGCAAGAAGUACAUCGCAAAUUGAAUGCCUCAUGUCAGCAUUGUUUGCAGGUGCGCGAAAAGUUGCACAGUCUCCAGGAACAGCAUGAAAGUGAAAUUUUACGUUUACAACAGUCACAUGCCAAAGAUUUAACAGCUCUAAUGCAACAAGUCGAACACCAACGUACAGCCAUACGUUGCCUGGAGGCCGAAAAGAAUGCCAUCAACCAAGACUUGAACAAAAGCGAAGAGCUAAUGGAGGAGCGUGAACGUGAACUGCAAGCAGCAACACAGAGGCUCAAUGCAAAAGAGCUAACAGUGCAAGCCACCCAAGGUGAACAGCGUGAGUUAUUGAAACGCCUCGAGGCGGAAGAGGAAAAAGUGCGUUCGUAUCAGGAGGAAAGUGAUGCAUUAACAAUGAAAUGUGCACGCCAAGAUGAUGAGUAUGUAAUGCUGUUGCAGGAACGCGACUACAUACAGUCACAGCUAGCCAAAGAACAGGAGAGAAGUAGACGUUUUGAGAAACGUUUAGAGCUGCUGGAAAUGGAGCAUGGCAAACAAAUGGAAUGCCUGCAGCAGGCAUAUGGCGAUCAAAUGAUGGCACACUGUUCCGAAUUGCCAAAUGUUGUGGAUGAGGAGUCGUUCCGUCAACGUUACCAGUCGGAAAUUGAACAAUUGAGGACACUUUGUGAAAAGGGUUUGUCAGCUAUGGAAUCGUCGCAUAGACGCACUCUAAAUGAUUUAGAGGAAAAGCAUAAGCAAGAAAUUGAAGGUUUGCUAAUCGAAAAGGAAACAGCCUUGGCUGAAGAAACCCAGGCUACAUUAGCUGCUCUUGAUGCCAUGCGUAAAGCACACCAAAGUGAAGUACAACGUGAAGUUGCACGCUUUAAACAAGAAUUUCUUAAACAAUUUCAACAAAGAGGCGAACGUACUUUAGAUUCAACCAAGGCGAAGGAAGAAGAAUUGGAAGAAUUGCGUCAAGAAAUUCUAUCAUUCUCCGAAAAAUAUUCCAUCAAAUGUGUUGAAAACGCUGCUUUAGAAGAGAAAUUACGUGUUGCCAAUCAAAAACUGAAACAUUUUCAACAAAUGCAACAAUUGGAAUUAAGAAACAAACAGUUCCGCGCUCAUUUGGCAUCCGAAGAUCCCUCUAAAGAUAUACAAUUUGUAACCAGGCCCAAGGAUGGCGAAGACGCAAAUGGCGAUGCUGUUUGUCAAGAUAGUGAGCAUGUGCAUGCUAAAAAAUCUAAUCACAAUGAUAAUGAUGCGAAAAUAUAUAAACAAGAACAACUAUUAAAACAACAACAACAACAACACCAACAACCACAACAAAGACAUAGUAAUGAUAAUGAAGAAGAUCGUCAUCAACAUCAGCAGCAGCAGAAGCAAGAGUCAAAACAAAACAAAUCCAAGUUGAUUAAACCCUUAUGUACCACUACUCAAAUAAAAACACGCUCAGUUAAUGAUCUAAAUUCUCACAAUGAUGACGAUAAUGGUAGUAAAAUUACAAGCACAACAACAACAGCAACCACAUUGAUAGCAAAUUUAACUCAACCUCCUACUUCGUUUGAUACAAAAUCAACAAGUGAUAGUCAAACAGCAACAUCUACUAGUAGCAAUAGCAAUACUGCAAUUUCUACUCAGAUGCAUGAUACUAAGCAGAAGAUUAAUACUAACAGCAACAACACUUGCAACACUACCACCACUACUACCAUUCGUAGCAACAAAAACAACAACAACAAAGAUAUUAUCAAUUUAGCCAACAACAAUAACAAUAUUAUGGUUGUUGCUGCUGCUGCCGAUAAUAAUGAUAAUGACACCAAUGUAACUUUACUAAAUAGUACUAGCAAUAGUAGUCAUUGUAAAAAUACUAUCAGUAGUAGUAGUAGUAAUAGUUGUAGGUAUGGUAGUGGCAGUAGAGGAGGAGGAGGUCUUGAUGAUAAUGAUUAUUUAACCAAUUCUCGAUAUUCGUAUGAGCCAUGUUAUAAACAAACCAAUUUGUUUAACUAUCAGAAUAGGAUGUUAAACUUUGAAGGUUUGAAAACGUCAACCAGAACCACAUUUGGUAAAAAUUUGAAAACCUUUAAAAAUCAAUAUAAAUUAAACAAUACUAAAAAUACCACACCAAUAAAAAAUGAAACAACAUCAUCAUCAUCAACAACAGCAACAACCAAAAUAAGCAAAAACGAACAACAUCAACAAAAACCACAAAUUUAUAAAUCAAUUAAAACAUUUCAAAUACCAGAUAAUGAUCAAACCCCAACAACAACAUCCACAUUUCAAUUGAAUAGUGAAAAUUUACCACAAACUGAAAAAACAACAAUAAAAUCUAUACUAAACCCAGUGGAUUUACCAAAGAAUUUUAGUGCUAAUAAUACAAUUAAUAUAAAUUUAAAUAGUUUUUAUAAUAUGGAAAAGCAACUAAUUAAUAAAAAUCAAAAAAAACAACAACAACUAGAUAAUAUUAACCCUAAAACUUAUACAUUUAAUACAAACAGCAACAACAACAACAGAAACACUACUUUAACAGCCAAUGAUAAGAAAAAUAUUUUACCCAUUGCCGAAAGAUGCAGUGCAAUUAAUUUAAAUAGUUUUACAGACAUCAUACAAAAAGCCACCACAACAGCAACAACAACAGCAGUAAAACAUGUUGGUGAUGAUGAUAUUAAAGACUAUGAUAACAGCAAGCAACAGAAAUUUCAAUAUUUAAACCAGCACAAGAACAACAAUGAUAGCACCAUGUUUGUAGAGACAACAGCAAAACCAACUUGCAGCAGUUACAAUUUAUUAACUCAGCAACAGCAACAACAACAAACACAUCAGCAACAGCAACAACAACACCAUAUUUUAUAUCAAGAUAUGGACAACACGACAUUAAAAACGAAAAGAUCCCGCAUUAGCUCACCCCCUCCCUUAGAUGGAAGGGACGUUGAGCUGACAUUAAACACUACAACUCCAUCAUCAUGCACUUCAAGCACUAACAUUAACAACAACAACAUCAGCAACAACAAUAUUAAUCCAACACUAAACAGCACGAAAUCUUUACGAAAUUCAUCACAUUCAAAACGUUUUGAGUUGGAAAUAUAAUCAAACAACAUCAGCAGCAGAAGCAGUCGCAGUCGCAGUAGAAGCAACAUCAUUAUGAAAACAAAAUAUUUAUACGUAGUUUAAAUUAAUACAUAUUUUGGAAAAAAAAAUGUAAGCUUAAAACAAAGGUGUUUUUGGGAGUUACAGACACAAGUAUUUUGCUAAAAUUUUGGAAUUAUUUGGAAAUAAAUUAAGGAAAACUUCAGUCAAAACUACAUUAUUUUAAAUGUUGUGAAAAAUAAAGUUUUGCAGUUACAAACUCUUUGAAACUAAAUUUACAUAAAAAGCCUUCAAAUAACAAACAAUUUACUGUCUAUUAGUUUGUUAAACUCAGCUUAAUUUUAUGCUUAGUUAAGGUUUGAAUCAAUAACUAAUAAAUCAAAAUCGAUUCACAAAUUGUUUUUAAAAACUUCCUGGGAAAACUUAGGUCUAGAUUUACUGAAAUUUAACUACGGUUUUAUAGCAGCUUAUUUAAACUUAUAAUAUUAUACUGAUCGAUGACUUUUGAUGACAAACUUCUUGGGAAAACUUAGACCUAAAUUUUUAAAUAUUUAUUGAACUUUAUUUUAACCUAAACUCAAUAUAAUUAACUGGACUUUUAUCAGUAGUAGCUAGAGAUUAAAUUAAACUUGGUUUAACUUUUGAUGUUAAAAUUUCAUAAAAAAAACGUAAAACAGCUUGAAAUGUUAAAUCAAACUUGAAAUGUUUAACAACUGUAUAGUUAAUCUCUAAAGAAAUUCAAAUUGCAGUUAAAUACAGUAUACCUUUACAUAUGUGGUUUAUCCAAUAAUAUUGUUCGAUCACUUUUGUUGUCAAAUUUAUUGGGAAACUUAAAUUUUAAGUAAAACAAUAUUUAACUGACCUAUUACCAAUAACAGUCAGAGAUUAAGUUAAACUUGGUUUAACUGAAAGACGAUUACUUUUGAUGCUACAAUUACAAUUUGCUUUUAAAAUUAAACUAAGUUUUUACUUCUACUUACAUAUUACAGCGAAACUAAACACUCCUUAACUGGUUUUAUUAAACUCAAUUGGAUGUCCACAUUACGUUGUAAAGAAGCUAUUCAGUUAAACUCGAAAAAAUAUCACUUUCUUUUAAACCAUGUUUUUGAUGAUUUAAAAUACUUGGGAAAACUGUAAAUUUUCACUUAUACUUGGUUUAACGAACAGUUCAGCAAACAUUUUAACAAACACAACUAAAGUUUAGCAAUACAAAAUUGUAAUAGUUGUCAAAGUAAAUUUUUACUUAUUUUUGUUUUGGCGAAACGUUUAGCUAAACUCUCCUUAACUAGGUUUUAUUAAACUAGAAAUUUUGCAUUAAAUUCGAACAUUCGAACAAGUUUUUCUUCCUUUCAAACCACCAUGUUUGUGAUAGUUUAUAUAAAAAAAAACU